CUUGAAACUUAUCUCAUCCCAAUAAAUAAUUAACACAACACUGUUAAUAUCGACUACCCCAUGUUGACUUAGCGAUAUCACGAUUGUCAUCAACCUGGAGAGCAAGUCUGCCUCGCUUGCAACAGGUCAAACGAUCCCAAAUACUGUUAAAAUUAGCAAACCUCGCUGUAUGUACCUGACCUCAUGCCCAGGGCACACUAGCUCUAUUUCUCAUUCGUUCGACGUGUCUCUGCACAGCCCUCCACACCAUUCUGGCCCUACAUAAACGUAUCCCACAGGAAGGGAGAAUCUUGCGCGUUUAGACGCCUCUACUGUACUGUAGUACAUCAGAUCUGACGCACCAAAUCCCGUUUCGUGUGGUUGGCCUUUUAAUUGGUAUUCUGGAUGAAAAGGGACCACCCACAUACUACACAGAGUACAACUCCCGUCCCUUACAUUCAAAACUACUAAGGUACCUACGGGCCAGCACUAGGUAGGCGCCCGGCUUUCGCCCUCUCUCUCUUCUCGUCCCAAUAGAAGCUACCAAGAGCGGAAUCUUCCAGAGUAACAUAAAUUGUCAGAGUCCUGGCCCCUAGACCAGGUUUAGCUCCUAUCGACGCUGCUUGCUUUUCUUCGUGCCGUUGUGCUGUGGUACGGAUUACAGGACAAUACCCGCCCGCCAACCGCAACCCACCCGCCGCAACCCAAGCAACUCAUCUCCACCAUCAUCUUCGUCUGCGCACCCAACGGACUACAGCAGCAUUCCCCAUCCUCCAUAUCAUACACAAAACAAUACCGAUUUUCUACACGUCGCAUUCAUCUACUUCGAACUACACCGUUCCCGCCCAAACUGCGCGUUUCGCAACCCCUUCCACGCGUCGGCCGCCGUGAUAGGACAGUCCCCCGCCCAUUGCAUCACCUUGAAAGCGCACAGCCCCCGGCAUCGCCACGGUGCCUGAAGGCUGACUCCAGAGUCUGCCUUGUCUACACUAUUCUACAGUACUUCGUCUGCUUCUAAACUCGGAAACAUCAUGGAUCAACAAGCUCAACGAGGCCGGUCCCCUUCGACUGGCACUGGCCAUCAACAGCCUCAUAUAAACCAUUCUCAUUCCCCGUCGCCGGCGCCCUAUCAGCAUAACGAUCCAUCCAUUGGCCUUGGUCUCACUCUCGACCAGUCCGCUCAACAAUCUUACGAGGCCUUCAACAGUUCAGGUUUUCUCAGUCCUCAGCAAUCGCCUUCUUUCCUUCCUCCUGCGCAUCAACAGAGCAACUCCUUCGCUCAAGCCAACUUGUCCGACCCCGCUAUUCUCGACCCCAAUAACACCACCUCAUUCGGACAGCAGCCUGCCAGCUCCAACACUUCGCUACCCUUCAAUAACCAGGCUCAGGCAGCUUACCUGUCGCCGAACCUUAACGAUAACGACUUCUCUCUCUUUCCGAAUACUAGUGGCCAGGGCGACCAGUUCAACGCCCCCUUGUUUGACCAGUCUACCCUCAACCCUAACGACAUGAAUACCAUGGCGUCGCAAGGGCAUCACUCGCCCACCCCUCCUCAUCUAUUCCAGCACGAUGCUCAACAACCUGGUUCUGCUCACCAGUCGCCCGCCUUUAACCAGCACCAGUUCUCUUCACCACCCAACCAUUCGCGACAUACUUCACUCGGCCCAGCAGAUGCUUUGCUCCCAAACCAGAUAGCUGAUUGGAAUCAGCCUCAAUUCCAGCGCCACCGUCGCACGCCCUCUGAGUACUCAGACGUCUCGUCCGUGGCACCAUCACCGAACCUUGUUAGUGCCGAGUCCUUUGAGACUGAUAUUGGUGGGCACUCGCCCGCACACCAUCCUUCUGAUGGCAGUCUGUAUCAAGAGGUUUUGAGUAUGGGUAACUUUAGUCUCUCCGACCCUCAAGUCGGUGGUAGUCCUGGACACCAGGGUCGUAGUCCUUCCCAUAGUCCCGCAAUCAGCCCUCGCAUUGUUCCUCAGCAGAUGCCGGACCUGAACCAGCUGAAUCAAAACAGUUUUGGUUUGGCAGGUACUCACAAUCCAUAUGGAGUUCCCUCUACCUAUCCUGACGUUUCAGCGCCCGUCGAGGCCUUCCCUUCCCUCCAGCCUUCGGGCGCUGAUUUGUCGUCGAUGGCCCCUCCUGCGAUCAACAUUGACUUUGCGCCUACAAACGCUAAACAAGGUGCUUUUGAUACUCCCAAGUCUCGUAUGGAUCAGGAUUCUCUGACCCCUCCAGACAGAGGUCGCCCCCGAUCCCGUCCACGUGCAGUGACAGACCCUUUCCAUCCCGGAGGCGGUCUGCUAGGUCGCCAAGGAAAUUCCAACAUCGUCUCACCUUCCCUAGGCGCCGACUUAGCAGCAAGAGCAGACUCCAGAUCUUUAUCUCCUCUGGACAGGCAAGGAGGGACUUCACCGUCCAGGAGAAGACAGUCCACCUCAGCUGUACCCAACAACGUUAUCGCUCUCAGACUGGCCGAUCCUGAGUACCAGAACAACCAGGACAGCGGGGCUGCCAAGCGGGUUCAGAAACACCCUGCCACUUUCCAGUGCACAUUGUGUCCCAAACGAUUUACGCGUGCUUAUAAUUUGCGUUCACAUCUGAGAACGCACACAGACGAGCGUCCUUUUGUGUGUACAGUGUGCGGAAAGGCAUUUGCUAGGCAACACGAUCGCAAGCGACACGAGAGUCUCCACUCCGGAGAAAAGAAGUUUGUAUGCAAAGGCGAUCUCAAGGUUGGAGGUCAAUGGGGAUGUGGGAGAAGAUUUGCUCGUGCCGAUGCUCUAGGCCGUCAUUUUAGGUCCGAAGCUGGCCGCAUCUGCAUCAAGCCUCUAUUGGAUGAAGAAAUGAUGGAACGACAGCGACUCUGGCAACAACAACGGAUGCAGCAGAACAUGGCGCAGAGCAUGGCCGUUGCAUCCACUAUGCCAAUGGAUGGCCCUAUUUAUCCUAUGGAUCCCUCUGGCAACCCAAUGCUUCCAGCGGCUCUCUUGGCCCAGUAUCCUGCAUUAGCUCAGCUGAACUGGUCUGCACCUGAUGUGAACGCUGGCAUGGACGACGAGGUUAGUGGUCGUUCAUCCUUUGAUGCCAGCGACUAUGACGAAAACGAAGACGGUGGGUAUGUGAGUGGCCCAGGCACGGGGUUUGGUGAGGGUGGGAUGGGCCAAGGCUUUGGUGAAAUGGGAUACGCGAGCGACUUCGGGGGCCGGUAAAAAUGGGAUCACUGGCCAUAAGAACAUGCAUACAUUGUUGACGCGAUCAAUGCCCCCCCUUUUGUUUCUUUUUCUUUUUCAGUUAUCGGCGUUCUUUACCUUGCGCCUUGCUCCUUUCUCUAUCCCUCGAGGAAUCUUUGGUUUCUACUUCACAGACGUCUUUUGGAUAUGCUAGAUGCGACGUGGUUACUGCAUCACAACGAUUAUACAUACAAUUGGAUCCGGCGUGAUUUUGAUCAUUUUUUGUUUCCUAUUUUCUUGGGAGGAGUGCUUGGGUAUAGACGAUAUGCGCAUAGAUACCAAAUCUAGUCUGUUCUGUUCAUUCAAUAUGACGUGUUUUAUUUGUUAUUUCUCGUUCCGUUUGACUAGGUUUCAUAGGUAGCUGAAGCUUGCUUUCAGAUCUCGAUCUGCAUGUGGCCAUACAUUCUGGCAGUUGAUCAGACAAUAUCAACAAGUAUAGUAAAGAUUUUGAUUACUUGAAAACAGAAAUGGUACUUGGCCAUCCAAGCAGACAGUAUGAACGAUAUCGACAUCUAGGUUACACCACAC
Messenger RNA from Fusarium verticillioides 7600, 3737 nucleotides. RefSeq lists its product as hypothetical. The coding region runs from base 1011 to 3188 and encodes 725 amino acids. Gene Ontology annotation, biological process: regulation of DNA-templated transcription. Gene Ontology annotation, molecular function: RNA polymerase II cis-regulatory region sequence-specific DNA binding; DNA-binding transcription factor activity, RNA polymerase II-specific. The record is from RefSeq and is a predicted model, not a curated record. The transcript is spliced from 3 exons. Lineage: Eukaryota; Fungi; Ascomycota; Sordariomycetes; Hypocreales; Nectriaceae.